CUCCCGCUGUCGCGGUGCUGCUCAGACACGUUGCGCGUCUGUCCCGGCGCUCCCGAGCCAUGCGCGAGUGCAUCUCCAUCCACGUGGGCCAGGCGGGCGUGCAGAUCGGGAAUGCCUGCUGGGAGCUGUACUGCCUGGAGCACGGCAUCCAGCCCGACGGCACCAUGCCCAGCGACAAGACCAUCGGAGGGGGGGACGACUCCUUCAACACCUUCUUCAGCGAGACCGGGGCGGGGAAGCACGUCCCUCGGGCUGUGUUUGUGGACCUGGAACCUGCAGUCAUAGAUGAAGUUAGGAAUGGGACAUACAGGCAGCUCUUUCAUCCUGAACAACUGAUAUCUGGUAAAGAAGAUGCUGCAAAUAACUAUGCUCGAGGUCAUUACACAGUUGGGAAAGAGAUAAUCGAUCUAGUUCUAGAGCGUAUCAGGAAACUGUCAGAUCAGUGCACUGGCUUGCAGGGUUUCCUGAUUUUCCACAGCUUUGGGGGAGGCACUGGAUCUGGUUUCACCUCUCUGCUGAUGGAACGGCUCUCGGUUGACUAUGGGAAAAAAUCCAAACUGGAAUUCGCCAUCUACCCCGCACCUCAGGUCUCGACAGCUGUUGUGGAGCCGUACAACUCCAUCCUGACCACCCACACCACGCUGGAACAUUCCGACUGUGCCUUCAUGGUUGACAAUGAGGCCAUUUAUGACAUUUGCCGUAGGAACCUGGACAUUGAACGCCCAACCUACACCAACCUCAAUCGCCUCAUUGGUCAGAUAGUGUCGUCCAUCACUGCUUCCCUCAGGUUUGAUGGUGCCUUAAAUGUGGAUCUUACUGAGUUUCAGACUAACUUGGUGCCUUACCCUCGGAUCCACUUCCCACUGGUGACGUACUCACCGAUUAUCUCAGCAGAGAAGGCCUAUCACGAGCAGCUCUCUGUGUCAGAGAUCACCAACGCCUGCUUUGAGCCCUCCAACCAGAUGGUGAAGUGUGACCCCCGCCACGGCAAGUACAUGGCCUGUUGCAUGUUGUACCGCGGGGACGUCGUUCCCAAGGACGUCAACGCCGCCAUCGCCGCCAUCAAAACCAAGCGCACCAUCCAGUUCGUGGACUGGUGUCCUACUGGUUUUAAGGUUGGCAUCAAUUACCAGCCCCCUACAGUGGUUCCUGGGGGAGACCUGGCCAAAGUCCAGCGGGCAGUCUGCAUGCUGAGCAACACCACGGCCAUUGCCGAGGCCUGGGCUCGCCUGGACCACAAGUUUGACCUGAUGUAUGCCAAGCGUGCCUUUGUCCACUGGUAUGUUGGAGAAGGGAUGGAGGAGGGGGAGUUCUCAGAGGCCCGGGAAGAUUUGGCUGCUCUUGAGAAAGAUUAUGAAGAAGUGGGCACAGACUCGAUGGAUGGAGAAGAUGCAGGUGAAGAGUAUUAAAUCCAACAGUGAAUUGCAAGUCUUUGCCCUUUUACUGCCUCUUUAGUAGCAAUGUAAAUCAUGUCAACUGAUUGGAAUAAACUUCUUUAAUCAAGAACUUUGGUAGUGUCCAAGCACUAUGUAUACUCAUUAACUGUAUGCAGUCAGCAGCCCAGGAGAUGGAAUUUCUUUUUAAGGAUGGUAGCUAAAUAAAAUAACCAUGCUGUA
Messenger RNA from Pipra filicauda (Wire-tailed manakin), 1616 nucleotides. Its product is annotated as tubulin alpha-8 chain. The transcript is spliced from 5 exons. The record is from RefSeq and is a predicted model, not a curated record. NCBI's taxonomy places the organism in Eukaryota, Metazoa, Chordata, Aves, Passeriformes, Pipridae. Gene Ontology annotation, biological process: mitotic cell cycle; microtubule cytoskeleton organization. Gene Ontology annotation, molecular function: structural constituent of cytoskeleton; GTP binding. Gene Ontology annotation, cellular component: cytoplasm; microtubule. Bases 60 to 1409 code for a protein of 449 amino acids.